AUGGCUUCCAUCACACUCUUUGAACUUCAUUUGUUCCAUUCCAUUGAUCGUGCCGUCUUUUCAAGGUUGGUCACAACCUUAAAAAUACAAGCAUCUCAAGCCUUGUUGAUCAUGGCCUUGUGGCUUUGGCUAGAGGAUGCAAAACAAUGUGUAAUCAUAAGCAAACUAGUAGAGUUAACCGAUAACCUUCUUGAUGCUGUGGCUAAUGAAGCCGCUUUGUGCAUAAACUGUCUUAAAACUAAAACGCCGACAACUCACGGUGGUAGCCUCCAUCUAAUAUCUAGAAUGAUGGGAAAAGAAAUAACUUUGAAACAUAUUUGUGAUAUGAAAUAUACCGGUAUUAGUUGUGUAAAAGCUUUUUUAAAAGAAGUUUGUGCUUGGAUUUUUACUGACAUUUUAUUCAAAGUUUUACCAAUGUCAUCAAAUUUUAAUAUAAAUAGGCCUCUCUUUAUUCCUGGUUUUCCUCAUCCUAUCUUUGGUUUGCUUGAAAUCAAGAUCAUGCCUUUGAGUAUUAUCGUUCCUGUUAGAGGGUUAAGGGGUUGGGACCUCAAAUUUGAAGCUCCUAUUGACGAUAGGACCCUUUUCCUCACUUUUUCAAGAGGUUUUCCAGUUCCUCAAACCGAAGUACAACAAUUCUUCAUACAAAUGUGUGGAGAAUAUUGUAUAGAGAGCUUUCAGAUGGAACCCAUCAAAGACUCAUUAAAGACACAAUCUUUGUACGCUCGAAUGGCUUUACGUUCUGUUGCAUACAUGGAUCAAAUUAUGCGAGGUAAACACGUUGGUAAAUUUCGUUCUAAAGGUAAGCACAUUUGGGCUAGGAAGUUUGAACGUCGUGAUCCUUGA
This is a messenger RNA of Spinacia oleracea (spinach), 843 nucleotides long. RefSeq lists its product as uncharacterized. Bases 1 to 843 code for a protein of 280 amino acids. Lineage: Eukaryota; Viridiplantae; Streptophyta; Magnoliopsida; Caryophyllales; Amaranthaceae. The transcript has a single exon. The record is from RefSeq and is a predicted model, not a curated record.